ACAAGCACGGGGAAACCAAAAAAAUUUGAAAAGCCAAGCAAAACCUUUCCGCUCACCCACCAUUCCCCAUUCCUCCGUUCCGGUAGCGCUACUACCGCCGCCACCAGCAGCAGCAGCAGCCUUCACACUUCACACCUCGCCUCGCCGCCAAAAUCUAGAGAAGAGAUUUGAGCCAGCCAAGAGGAAUGGCGGCGCCGGGGAGGAGGACGGACAUGUCCUCGUCCUCGGCCUCUCCCUCUCCGGCUGGGGCGUCCGGCGGGAGGCGCCUGCUGCGGACGCAGACCGUCGGCAACCUGGGGGAGUCCAUCUUCGACAGCGAGGUCGUCCCGUCCUCGCUCGUCGAGAUCGCACCCAUCCUCCGGGUCGCCAACGAGGUCGAGGCCACCAACCCACGCGUCGCCUAUCUCUGUCGAUUCUAUGCUUUCGAGAAGGCCCAUCGCCUCGACCCGACUUCGAGUGGCCGUGGUGUUCGUCAGUUUAAAACUGCGCUUCUGCAAAGGUUGGAGAGGGAAAACGAUCCUACAUUGAAGGGAAGGGUGCACCAGAGUGAUGCUCGAGAGAUGCAGCGUUUCUACCGCGAAUACUACAAGAAGUACAUCCAAGCACUUCAGAAUGCCGCUGACAAGGCUGACCGUGCUCUGCUCACCAAAGCAUAUCAAACAGCUGCUGUCCUGUUCGAGGUCUUGAAAGCCGUUAACGUUUCACAGUCCGUCGAAGUUGAUCAAGCGAUUUUGGAUACACACAACAAAGUCGAAGAAAAGAAGAAGUUGUAUGUUCCUUACAAUAUUCUGCCCCUUGAUCCUGAAAGUACUGAUCAAGCUAUCAUGCGAUAUCCAGAGAUUCAAGCUGCUGUUUACGCGCUUCGGAAUAUUAGAGGCCUGCCGUGGCCCAAGGACCACGAAAAGAAGCCCGAUGAGAAGAAUACUGGUAAAGACCUUCUUGAUUGGCUUCAGGCUAUGUUCGGGUUUCAGAAAGAUAAUGUAUCCAACCAAAGGGAACAUCUGAUACUGUUACUUGCAAAUGUGCACAUAAGGAAAAUGCGAAAGACUGACCAACAACCAAAGUUGGAUGACUGGGCUCUUGAUGCUGUAAUGAAGAAGCUAUUCAAGAAUUAUAAGAAGUGGUGCAAGUACCUAGGCCGCAAAAGCAGUUUAUGGUUGCCAACCAUCCAACAGGAAGUCCAGCAGCGUAAGCUUCUUUAUAUGGGCUUGUACCUCCUGAUUUGGGGUGAGGCAGCUAACUUGAGAUUCAUGCCAGAGUGUCUUUGCUACAUCUACCAUCAUAUGGCUUUUGAACUCUAUGGCAUGUUGGCUGGAAAUGUGAGCCCAAUGACCGGUGAAAAUGUUAAACCAGCAUAUGGUGGUGAUGAAGAGGCCUUCUUGAUGAAAGUUGUGACUCCAAUAUACAAAGUCAUAGAGAAGGAAGCUGAAAGGAGCAAGUACAUAAAAUCAAAGCACUCACAUUGGAGAAACUAUGAUGAUAUAAAUGAGUACUUUUGGUCAGUUGAUUGUUUCCGGCUAGGAUGGCCGAUGAGAUCUGAUGCUGAUUUUUUCAAAACUCCCAAAGAUGCUUAUCCUAAUCGUCUGAAUGAAGAGAACAGAUCUACAGGUAGCGUCCAUUGGAUGGGAAAGGCUAAUUUUGUGGAGAUACGUUCCUUUUGGCACAUAUUCCGUAGUUUCGACAGAAUGUGGAUCUUCUUAAUAUUAUCCUUACAGGCCAUGAUUAUUAUAGCUUGGAAUGGUACCACACCAAGUGAUAUAUUUGAUGCUGGAGUAUUUAAGCAGGUUUUGAGCAUAUUUAUAACUGCUGCAAUUUUGAAGUUGGGUCAAGCAAUCCUGGACAUUGUAUUUGGCUGGAAAGCAAGAAGAAGCAUGCCAUUUGUAGUCAAGCUGCGAUAUGUCUUGAAAUUAAUAUCAGCUGCUGCAUGGGUUGUUAUUUUACCUGUAACUUAUGCAUACACAUGGGAGAAUCCUACUGGUCUUGCAAGAACAAUAAAAAGUUGGCUUGGUGAUGGUCAUAAUCAGCCAUCGUUGUACAUUUUGGCUGUUCUGAUAUAUUUGGCACCAAACAUGCUUGCUUCCAUGCUAUUUCUUUUCCCAUUUCUGAGAAGGUACCUGGAGAGUUCAAAUUUCAAGGUCAUAACAUUCAUGAUGUGGUGGUCUCAGCCUCGAUUAUUUGUUGGCAGAGGAAUGCAUGAAGGCGCAUUCUCCCUCUUCAAGUAUACCAUGUUCUGGGUUCUUCUUUUAGCAAUGAAGUUGACAGUAAGCUUCUAUAUCGAGAUCAAGCCUCUGGUACAGCCAACGAAAGAUAUAAUGAGAGAACCAAUCAGGACAUUCCAGUGGCACGAGUUUUUCCCUCAUGGAACUAACAAUAUUGGCAUUGUCAUUGCACUUUGGGCUCCAAUUAUUUUGGUAUAUUUCAUGGACACUCAAAUUUGGUAUGCUCUUUUCUCUACAUUGAUUGGUGGUAUCUACGGGGCCUAUCGUCGUCUUGGCGAGAUAAGGACGUUAGGAAUGUUGAGAUCUCGCUUUGAAUCAUUGCCUGUGGCCUUCAAUGAACGCUUGAUCCCUUCUGAUGCAAGCAAGAGCAAAGGUUUCCGAGCCGCUUUUUCCAGGAAACCCAAGGCUUCUGGUGAUGAAAAAGAGGAGGAGAAAAGAGCUGCAAGAUUUGCUCAAAUGUGGAACCUGAUUAUCACAAGUUUUCGUGAAGAAGAUCUCAUAGACAACAGGGAGAUGGAUUUGCUACUUGUUCCAUACUGUAAAGAUCGUGAAUUGAAUAUAUUCCAAUGGCCACCUUUCCUACUCGCUAGCAAGAUUCCAAUAGCGUUGGAUAUGGCGGCAGACAGUGGUGGAAAAGACCGUGAUCUGACGAAGAGAAUGGGAUCAGAUCCGUAUUUUUCCUAUGCUAUCAGAGAAUGCUAUGCUUUGUUCAAAAACAUCAUCAAUACUUUAGUGUUUGGCCAGCGCGAGAAAAAUGUCUUAGAAGAGAUUUUUGAUGUCUUGGAUAAACAUAUAGCAGAGGGGACUCUGAUAAAGGAUCUGAACAUGAGGAGCCUUCCUGCACUUAGCAAGAAGUUUGUUGACUUACUUGAGUUACUGCAAAAGAAUAAGGAAGAAGACUUGGGUCAAGUUGUCAUUUUGUUCCAAGAUAUGCUUGAGGUGGUCACAAGGGAUAUAAUGGAGGAAGAGCAGCUUGUCGGAGUGUUGGAUUCCAUACAUGUUGGGAAUUAUAGAAGACAAGAAGGAAUUACACCGCUAGAUGAGCAAGAUCAGUUGUUUGCUAAAGCUAUUAAGUUCCCCAUGGAGGAAUCGAAUGCAUGGACUGAAAAGAUAAAGAGGCUUCAUCUUCUGCUAACUGUGAAGGAGUCUGCUAUGGAUGUCCCUACGAACCUUGAUGCUAGAAGGCGAAUAUCGUUCUUUGCAAAUUCUCUCUUUAUGGAGAUGCCAAAUGCUCCGAAAGUGUGGAACAUGUUGGCCUUCUCUGUCUUGACGCCGUAUUACAAGGAAGACGUUCUGUUUUCCUCACAAAAUCUAGAAGAGCCAAAUGAAGAUGGAGUUUCCAUCCUUUUCUACUUGCAGAAAAUUUACCCAGAUGAAUGGAAAAAUUUCCUCGAAAGAGUGGAGCGCAAGAAUGAGGAGGACCUCCGUGAGGAUGAAGGAUUGGAAGAGGAGCUUCGCCUUUGGGCAUCAUACAGAGGACAAACAUUGACAAGAACUGUGAGAGGAAUGAUGUACUAUCGAAAAGCUUUGGAGCUUCAGGCUUUUCUUGAUAUGGCCAAAGAUGAUGAUCUUAUGGAAGGCUACAGAGCAACUGAACUGAUGUCUGAGGAUUCACUAUUAAUGACUCAGUGCAAGGCUAUAGCUGACAUGAAGUUUACAUAUGUUGUCUCUUGCCAGCAGUAUGGAAUCCAGAAACGUUCUGGUGAUACUUGUGCACAUGACAUUUUGAGACUAAUGACAACAUACCCAUCGCUUCGGGUUGCCUAUAUUGAUGAAGUCGAAGCGCCUAGCCAGGAUAGGAACAAGAAGGUUGAAAAGGUGUACUACUCAGCAUUGGUGAAGGCUUCUGUUACAAAAUCUAAUGAGCCUGGCCAGAGUCUUGAUCAGGUCAUCUACAAGAUAAAACUGCCAGGUAAUGCUAUUCUAGGUGAAGGAAAGCCAGAAAAUCAGAAUCAUGCAAUAAUAUUCACUCGAGGUGAAUGUCUCCAGACAAUAGAUAUGAAUCAGGAGCAUUAUAUGGAAGAGGCUCUGAAGAUGCGAAAUCUGCUGCAAGAAUUCGAGGAGAAGCAUGAUGGUGUGAGAUAUCCGUCGAUACUUGGAGUAAGAGAACACAUAUUUACUGGCAGUGUUUCAUCCCUUGCAUGGUUCAUGUCAAAUCAGGAGACUAGUUUUGUGACUAUUGGACAACGUGUGCUUGCCAAUCCGUUGAGGGUCCGUUUUCACUACGGCCAUCCUGAUAUCUUCGAUCGUCUGUUCCACCUUACAAGGGGUGGUGUGAGUAAAGCAUCCAAAAUCAUCAAUCUUAGCGAGGAUAUAUUUGCCGGAUUCAAUUCCACAUUGCGUGAAGGCAAUGUUACUCAUCAUGAAUACAUGCAAGUUGGCAAGGGAAGAGAUGUGGGUCUUAAUCAAAUAUCGCUAUUUGAGGCAAAGAUUGCAAAUGGUAAUGGAGAACAGACGCUGAGCCGUGACAUCUAUCGGCUGGGGCACCGUUUUGAUUUCUUUAGAAUGUUGUCUUGUUACUAUACUACAAUUGGCUUCUACUUCAGUACAAUGAUCACAGUUUGGAUCGUAUAUGUUUUCCUCUAUGGGCGGUUAUAUCUUGUCCUUAGCGGACUUGAUGAAGCACUGGCUACUGGAAGGAAGUUUGUCCAUAAUGCACCUCUCCAGGUUGCUCUUGCAUCAGAGUCUUUCGUGCAACUUGGAUUUUUGAUGGCGCUACCAAUGAUGAUGGAAAUCGGUCUGGAGAGAGGAUUCAGAACGGCAUUGAGUGACUUUGUGCUAAUGCAACUUCAGUUGGCAUCUGUUUUCUUCACAUUUUCACUUGGGACCAAAACUCACUACUACGGGAGGACAUUACUCCAUGGAGGAGCUGAAUAUAGAGCCACUGGACGUGGAUUUGUGGUGUUCCAUGCCAAAUUCGCUGACAACUACCGACUCUAUUCUCGCAGCCAUUUUGUCAAGGGUAUUGAGCUGAUGAUUUUACUUGUUGUGUAUGAAAUAUUUGGGCAGUCAUAUAGAGGGGCUAUAACAUACAUUUUCAUCACCAUUUCCAUGUGGUUCAUGGUGGGAACUUGGCUAUUUGCACCAUUCCUGUUCAAUCCUUCUGGGUUCGAGUGGCAGAAGAUUGUGGAUGACUGGACUGACUGGAACAAGUGGAUAAGCAACCGUGGAGGUAUUGGCGUAGCGCCAGAGAAAAGCUGGGAGUCAUGGUGGGAAAAAGAGCAGGAGCCUCUUCGACACUCCGGGAAGCGUGGUACUAUUGUUGAAAUACUGUUGGCAUUGCGUUUCUUUAUCUACCAGUAUGGACUUGUGUAUCAUUUGAAAAUAACCAAGAAUAUAACCAAGGAUACCCGCAGCGUGCUGGUUUAUUGCUUCUCAUGGGUUGUCAUUUUCGUUAUUUUGGUCGUUAUGAAGACUGUAUCGGUCGGCAGGAGGAGGUUCAGUGCAGAGUUCCAGCUUGUCUUCCGGUUGAUCAAGGGCCUCAUAUUUAUAACAUUUAUCUCCAUUAUUAUAAUCUUGAUAGCAAUCCCUCACAUGACAGUUCUUGACAUCUUCGUUUGCAUCCUUGCUUUCAUGCCAACCGGAUGGGGUUUGCUCCUGAUUGCCCAAGCGAUCAGGCCUGCUGUUCAGAAGAUCGGGCUCUGGGGAUCGAUCAAGGCUCUUGCCCGGGGCUAUGAGAUCCUCAUGGGACUCCUGUUGUUCACACCCAUCGCCUUCCUUGCUUGGUUCCCAUUCGUGUCUGAAUUCCAGACGAGGAUGCUCUUCAACCAGGCUUUCAGCAGAGGUCUUCAGAUCUCCCGUAUCCUUGGAGGGCACAAGAAGGACCGAGCAACCCGGAACAAGGAGUAGGUUCACGGCUCAUGACUGACAAAUUGCAUGCUAUCAGAUUGAGAGAUCAGAGGGAAUUCACUAUUCAGUAGACUCCUUAGUAUUUCCAGUGUAGUUGUAGAUUGAGAACCGUAUGCAAAGCUCCGCCAUGUCCUGUGUGCUGCUGUGUUAGAUAUACAAUUUCUAAGCAACUGCUGGGGAGUAUCUUAUUGUAUUAGUUGCUGAGAUUUCGAUCCUGCAUCUAUGUAACCUGAUGGUGAACAUGUAUGUAUAUCUAUCUAUCUAGUUUGGACUUGAAUCUUA
Messenger RNA from Phragmites australis (common reed), 6350 nucleotides. RefSeq names its product callose synthase 3-like. The transcript is spliced from 42 exons. Gene Ontology annotation, cellular component: 1,3-beta-D-glucan synthase complex; plasma membrane. Gene Ontology annotation, biological process: (1->3)-beta-D-glucan biosynthetic process. Gene Ontology annotation, molecular function: 1,3-beta-D-glucan synthase activity. The record is from RefSeq and is a predicted model, not a curated record. The coding region runs from base 186 to 6068 and encodes 1960 amino acids. Lineage: Eukaryota; Viridiplantae; Streptophyta; Magnoliopsida; Poales; Poaceae.